Nanorana parkeri is the source of this 1607-nucleotide messenger RNA. RefSeq names its product peroxisome proliferator activated receptor gamma (gene PPARG). The transcript has 6 exons. The record is from RefSeq and is a predicted model, not a curated record. Gene Ontology annotation, biological process: regulation of lipid metabolic process; negative regulation of transcription by RNA polymerase II; cell differentiation. Gene Ontology annotation, cellular component: nucleus. Lineage: Eukaryota; Metazoa; Chordata; Amphibia; Anura; Dicroglossidae. The coding region runs from base 21 to 1466 and encodes 481 amino acids. Gene Ontology annotation, molecular function: RNA polymerase II cis-regulatory region sequence-specific DNA binding; zinc ion binding; nuclear receptor activity.
UUCAGGAAACAGCAUCAACCAUGGUGGACACAGAAAUGCCAUUUUGGGGCAUGAAUUUUGGCAUGAACACUAUGGACCUGCCCUGUAUUGACGACCACUCCCAGGGCUUUGACAUUAAGCCCUUUGCCACAGUGGACUUCACAAGUAUCUCAGCUCCCCAAUAUGAAGAUAUUCUAGAAGAAAAAUCAUUCUUAUGCCGAAAUGAACAGAUGGACACUGAUUAUAAGUAUGACCUAAAACUUCAAGACUGCCAAAACUUGAUAAAAUUGGAGCCCCCUUCACCACCAUACUACUCAGAGAAGACUCAGUCAUUCAAUAAACCACCAGAUGAAACUUCCAAUUCCUUCAUUGCCAUAGAAUGUCGAGUUUGUGGAGACAAGGCCUCGGGUUUCCAUUAUGGUGUCCAUGCAUGUGAAGGCUGUAAGGGAUUCUUCAGGAGAACAAUCAGGUUGAAGUUAAUUUAUGAACGAUGUGAACUCAACUGUCGCAUUCACAAAAAAAGUCGCAACAAAUGUCAGUACUGCAGGUUUCAGAAAUGUCUGGCUGUUGGGAUGUCCCAUAAUGCUAUCAGGUUUGGACGGAUGCCUCAGGCUGAGAAGGAGAAGCUCUUGGCUGAGAUUUCCAGUGACAUCGACCAGCUGAAUCCAGAGUGCGCCGAUCAACGGGUCCUGGCCAAGCACUUGUAUGACUCAUAUCUCAAGUCCUUCCCUUUAACAAAAGCCAAGGCAAGAGCCAUUUUGACAGGAAGGACAACAGACAAAUCACCUGUGGUAAUUUAUGAUAUGAAUUCUCUGAUGAUGGGAGAGGAUCAGAUCAAAUGCCAAUACUUCCCGUCGCCCUACGUGGAGCAAAACAAGGAGGUUGCCAUUCGCAUAUUUCAGAGGUGUCAGUCUCGUUCUGUGGAAGCUGUGCGGGAGAUCACUGAAUUUGCCAAAAAUAUCCCGGGGUUUGUCAGCCUGGACCUGAAUGACCAAGUAACUCUCUUGAAGUACGGCGUCCAUGAGAUCAUAUUUACAAUGCUGGCCUCUCUCAUGAAUAAAGACGGCGUUCUCAUUGCGGAUGGACAAGGCUUCAUGACCCGGGAGUUUCUCAAGAGCUUGAGAAAACCUUUUUCUGAGUUUAUGGAGCCCAAGUUUGAAUUUGCUAUUAGGUUUAAUGCACUAGAACUGGACGACAGCGAUCUGGCCAUCUUCGUAGCUGUCAUCAUACUUAGCGGAGAUCGUCCUGGAUUGUUGAAUGUGAAGCCCAUAGAAGAUAUUCAAGACACUUUGCUACAAGCCCUGGAGCUACAGCUUAAGAUGAACCAUCCAGACUCUUCUCAGCUCUUUGCUAAACUUCUCCAGAAGAUGACAGACCUUAGACAAGUGGUGACAGAGCAUGUUCAAUUAUUGCAGGUUAUAAGGAAAACUGAGGCCGAGAUGAACCUUCAUCCACUCUUGCAAGAAAUCUACAAGGAUUUGUACUAAAUGUAUGACAAUACCUUCAUGACUUCUACGAUUUGUAGGCGAUCAUCGCUCACAUCUGCAAUAGAUCUACAAGUUUGUGUAGAUUCUUCACUCACACGUAUUCAAGAGCUAAAAGAUCUUGUAUAAAUAAGAUUAACGUCU